GAAAUACCAGGAAGCACAACUUGACAUCAGAUCGCCUCCUCCUCCUCCCUUGGUCUCCAGUUAAACUACAGAAGUGCAGCUUUCCACACACAGACAGACAGGGGUGGUGUAGAUUGAGGGCGGAGGUCGUCAUGAAGCUGGUGGUCCUCGUGCUCCUCCUCCAGGUGUCCGGAUGUGCAGACAGCAGGUGCUUCUGUCAGCUCACAGGAGAUCUGGACGACUGUACUUGUGAUGUGGAGACCAUCGACGGCUUUAACAACAACCAGCUCUUCUCCAAACUUCAAACUCUUCUGGAGUCUGACUAUUUCAGGUUCUACAAGGUGAACCUGAACAAGGCGUGUCCGUUCUGGUCGUCCAGCAGUCACUGUGGUCUGAAGGACUGCGCUGUGAAGCCCUGCUCUCCUAACGAAGUGCCAGAGGGGAUCAGAUCACACAACAAGUAUUCAGCAGAAGAUAAGGAGCAGCCGGUAAAGUGUGAGCUGGCGGAGAACCUCGGAGCUGUAGAUAUUUCUUUAAGUAAGGAGACCAGAGAAGCUCUGCUAAACUGGAGCAAACACGACGACGAGGCAGAGCGCUUCUGCGUUGUCGAUGACGAGGAGUCUCCAGACUCUCAGUAAUGUGGAACCUGCUGCUGAACCCCUGAGCGCUUCACAGGCUACAGAGGACCGGAGGCCUGGCAGAUCUGGGACAGCAUCUAUGAGGAGAACUGCUCUCGGCCGUAUACGAUCAAGCGACCGGUCCUUUCCAACCUCUUCCAUAGCAGCCCAGGAAGUGAAUGUAAGAGCUCCUAACUCUAAAUUCAAAAACCAACCUUUUACUUUCACUUGUCUGGCCUGGAAGGUCAGUGUGUAGAGAAGAGGGCUUUCUACCCGGCUCAUCUCUGGCUCCAUUCCAGCAUCAACAUACACCUGAGUGCCAGAUACCUCUUAGAAGACAGCUGGUUUCAGGAAAGAAAGUGGGGGUGCAAACACGGUCGGAGUUCAGGCAGCGCUUGAUUCGAGCUGACAGACGGCGAGGGCCCCAAGAGGCUCCCGCAACCUCUACUUCUGUGCCUGAUCGAGCUGCGAGCGCUGGCCAAAGCUCUGCCUUCUUCCAGCAAGCCGUCCUUCAGGCUGUUUACUGGCAGGCCGGAGGAGGACCGCAGACACAAGGAGCUGCUGCUGCACAUUCUGCAGCUGGCCCGAUCUUUCCCUCUUGCCUUUGAUGAGACGUCUCUGUUUGCUGGGGAUGAAAAGGAAGCAGCCAAACUAAAGGAGGACAUCCGACUGGCCUUCCUCAACAUCUCCAGGAUCAUGGACUGUGUGGGCUGCUUCAAGUGUCGCCUGUGGGGGAAACUGCAGACUCAGGGAUUAGGAACAUCUCUAAAGAUUUUGUUUUCCGAGCGGCAAAUUGAAGCGCUUCCCACGUCCAGCGUCCAGCGACCCAGCUUCCAGCUCAGUCGACAGGAGGUCGUCUCCCUGCUCAACGCCUUUGGAAGGGUUUCUACAAGCAUCAGAGAGCUGAAGAACUUCAGGUCGCUGUUAGCAGAGGAGGGAUGACACUGUGGAGAUCAAGUCUUCUGCCUCAAUCCUGCUGAAAUGUUUCAAACUUCCAACAGAGUUUAACACAAUGAAUUAUAAGCCUUCAUUAUCUGAGCGGCAAUGGUGGAAUUCAGAUAUUUGACUUUAACAGUAAAGAAAUACUUUGUUACAAGUCCUGCUGCAUUCAAAUGUUUACUUUAGUAAAAGAACAAAGCAUUAUCAAACUAUACUUAGGGUCCAAAAACUUAAGUACAUCAGUAUGUAGAAUGGCCUUUAUAUAACUUUCUUAUAUUUAUUGUUGAAUAAAUAUGUGCAUCAAAUGAAUUUUGCUGAAAUGUGGAGCUACAUUUGAGUAAUUAUACUGCUUGGUAGGUUAAUCUGUAACAAUACAUCAUCAAUUAUGUAUUUGAUUGGUAUUAUGUACUAAUAAUCGAAAACUGCAAAUGUAAAAACAUUGUAAAAUAAGGGUAGUGGAGUAACGGCCCGUCCACACAGCAGCGUUAAAAAAUCUUGAAACGCUUCUGCCCAUUCACUUUGAAUGGGGUGACGUCACUUUGCCUCACUUUUCGCCGAACUGCAUUGUGGGCAGGCGAGCGGA
Messenger RNA from Trematomus bernacchii (emerald rockcod), 2118 nucleotides. It is a transcript of the gene ero1a, whose product is annotated as endoplasmic reticulum oxidoreductase 1 alpha. Gene Ontology annotation, biological process: protein folding in endoplasmic reticulum. NCBI's taxonomy places the organism in Eukaryota, Metazoa, Chordata, Actinopteri, Perciformes, Nototheniidae. The record is from RefSeq and is a predicted model, not a curated record. Gene Ontology annotation, molecular function: protein-disulfide reductase activity; thiol oxidase activity; FAD binding. Gene Ontology annotation, cellular component: endoplasmic reticulum membrane; endoplasmic reticulum.